AUGACCACCAGUUCGGAUGUACUGACCCUGUUGCAGCGCCCGCUGGAACCGACUUUCUACCCGAAGGACGAUGGCAAAACCGUACUGGAACUGCCGGAGAGCUACCUUACCGAUCGCUACCGUCCGCUGGGAAACGAGCUGCAAUCGCGCUUCGGUGACAAUGUGGAUGUGAAAAUUCCCGUCCGGGACGUCGGAAAGCCGGACAUUGCGUUCGCCGAGGUGAUCAAGCGGAGGGGACCGUUUUCGUUGUUCAUCAAGAAACAUCAGGAAAUCGCCGGACGGUUGAUUGAGCUGUUUCUUCGACAGCCGGACAUUAGCACGCUUAUGGGAGUUGCAGCCUACUGUCGUGAUCGGCUGAAUUUCUAUCUGUUCCAGUACGCAUUCUCCGUGGCUGUGCAGCAUCGAGAGGAUACGAAAAAUGUGAAUUUGACGUCGAUUUUGGAAUUAUUUCCCGAUCAAUUUGUGGAUCCGGCCGUGUUACCCAAGUUGAGAGAAGAGGGUAAAGUCGUGAAGCAGAGCGAUAGGAUGGCGAUCGAUAUACCGAUGAACUACACGGCAUCGGAUCGUGAAGAUGAGCAGCGGGUGGCGUACUGGCGUGAGGACAUCGGCGUUAAUAUGCACCACUGGCAUUGGCAUCUGGUGUAUCCUACGAAUGGUCCUAAGGAAGUGAUCGAUAAAGACCGACGAGGUGAGCUAUUUUUCUACAUGCACCAACAGCUCAUCCAUCGGUACAACGUUGAACGAUUCUGUAACCGGCUGGGUAGGGUUAAGUCCAUGCACAACUUCCGAGAACCAAUUGCACAGGCUUAUUUCCCGAAGAUGGUCAGAAGUGUUGACAACCGAGCCUACGCUGCUCGUCCCGAAAGGUACACUCUAAAGAACAUCGAUCGAAGUGUUGAAGGUCUCAAAUUUACAAUUGGCGAAAUGGAGAUGUGGAGAGACAGACUUUACGAAGCGAUUGAUUCCGGGUUCGUAAAAGAUAAAUCGGGUAAAAAUAUUCCAUUGGAUCCAGUGAAGGGCAUUGAUAUUUUGUCAAACCUACUGGAAGCCUCGGAUCUUUCGAUAAAUCCUGCUUAUUAUGGUAAUCUUCACAUUUCCGGACAUAUUGCCAUUGCUUUUUGCCAUGAUCCGGAGGACCGCUAUCUGGAACCGUACGGUAUUAUGGGUGAUGUGGCCACGGCUCAACGGGAUCCCUCAUUCUAUCUCUGGCAUUCGUUCGUUGACGAUGUUUUAGUUCGACACAAAGACUCGCUCGACCCUUACACCGCAGCUGAGCUUUCCUAUCCGGGCAUAACCGUUACGAAUCUGAACGUUUCUUUGAACCGGCCAAAUGUAGUGCCAAAUGUUUUGCUAACCUACUGGCAGCGCUCGCAGGUAGAUUUGGCAGCCGGAUUGGACUUUGGCCCGAAGGGAAAUGUUUUCGCGUCGUUCACUCACCUGCAACAUGCUCCUUAUGUCUACAACAUCGAAGUCAAUAAUAGUAAUGCCAGGCCAAUGCGGGGAACGGUUCGAAUUUUUAUGGCACCGAAACAGGACGACCGAAACGUUAAUCUGAAGUACGACGAGUGGAGGCGCUACGUGAUCGAGCUUGAUAAGUUUGCGGUUUCGCUGAAUCCGGGUGUCAACCGAAUUGUUCGCCGUUCGGACCAAUCUAGCGUGACGGUGGCUUACAAUCGGACGUUCCGUCAGAUAAAAACCGAAAAGGAAAUCCCGAACAAAGGUGACCUGGAGCAGUUCCGCUUUUGUGGUUGCGGCUGGCCAGAACAUAUGCUGCUUCCCAAAGGAACAACCGAAGGCAUGGCGUUCGAUCUGUUUGUGAUGGUGUCCAAUUACGCCGGAGAUAGCAUCGGUCAGGAAUUUGAUGAAAAUGUUAAUUGCAACGAUUCGCAUUCUUUCUGCGGUUUAAGGGAUAAACUGUACCCGGACAAACGCUCGAUGGGUUAUCCGUUCGAUAGAAAAUCCCCAAACACCGUACAAUCGUUGCAGCAGUACAUGGCUCCGAACACGAAUAUGCGAGCUAUAGAUGUGACGAUUAAAUUCCGGAACACCGUGAUUGCAAGAACCUAAAAAUGAAGUUAGUGUGAUUUGAAAACAGUUAUUCGAUGAAAAAACAUUUGAAUCAAAAAAGCAUAUACCUACUUGGAAAAUUGGGAAUAAAUUUCUAAAAAUGUUAAAGGGAUCAGUAAGGAUAAAAUCUAAAGGAUAAAUUUUGGUGAUUCAAACGUGUGAGAAGAAGUUACCUAAAGU
Messenger RNA from Sabethes cyaneus, 2247 nucleotides. Its product is annotated as phenoloxidase 8-like. Gene Ontology annotation, molecular function: oxidoreductase activity. Bases 1 to 2067 code for a protein of 688 amino acids. Lineage: Eukaryota; Metazoa; Arthropoda; Insecta; Diptera; Culicidae. The record is from RefSeq and is a predicted model, not a curated record. The transcript is spliced from 6 exons.